Megalobrama amblycephala (Wuchang bream) is the source of this 2215-nucleotide messenger RNA. It is a transcript of the gene adss2l, whose product is annotated as adenylosuccinate synthase, like. The transcript has 13 exons. The coding region runs from base 81 to 1487 and encodes 468 amino acids. Gene Ontology annotation, biological process: IMP metabolic process; 'de novo' AMP biosynthetic process. NCBI's taxonomy places the organism in Eukaryota, Metazoa, Chordata, Actinopteri, Cypriniformes, Xenocyprididae. Gene Ontology annotation, cellular component: cytoplasm. Gene Ontology annotation, molecular function: GTP binding; adenylosuccinate synthase activity. The record is from RefSeq and is a predicted model, not a curated record.
UGAAGGCCGAUCUCGCGCGCUACCAUGUUGGAGUAGCGUAACGUUAGCCGCUUUCACGCUGUUCGUCACACACUCUCGGCAUGGCUGCGGAUAGUACAAUGUCUAAUGGCAAGGAAACGGCAUCUCUGAACGGUGAACCCGUGCUCAAGCGCUCCAGAGACAGCGUGGACUCGCUGCGGAUCCUGCGGGAGCCCCAGAAUAAAGUGACCGUGGUGUUAGGAGCUCAGUGGGGGGAUGAGGGGAAAGGGAAAGUGGUCGACCUCCUGGCAAUGGACGCCGACAUUGUAUGCAGAUGCCAGGGAGGAAAUAACGCGGGACACACAGUGGUGGUGGACUCAGUGGAGUAUGACUUUCACCUGCUUCCUAGUGGCGUUCUCAACAAAAAGGCCACCUCAUUUAUUGGAAAUGGUGUUGUGAUACACCUGCCAGGACUUUUUGAGGAGGCUGAGAAGAACUUGCAGAAAGGCAAUGGACUUCAAGGAUGGGAAGAACGACUGAAGAUAUCUGACCGGGCACAUAUUGUGUUCAACUUCCAUCAGGCUGUUGAUGGGAUACAGGAGCAGCUGAGACAGCAGCAGGCAGGGAAGAAUUUGGGCACCACUAAGAAGGGCAUUGGACCUGCAUAUUCCUCCAAAGCAGCACGUAAUGGACUGAGAGUGUGUGAUCUGGUCUCAGACUUCUCAGUAUUUGAGGAAAAGUUUCGAGUGCUGGCUGGACAUUUUCAGACCACAUAUCCUAACCUUAAUAUUGAUAUUGAUGCUGAGCUGGAGCAACUGAAGGGUUAUGCUGAGAGGUUACGGCCUCUAGUAACUGAUGGGGUUUAUUUCAUGCAUAAAGCCCUUACUGGACCAAGCAAGAAGAUUCUGGUGGAAGGAGCUAAUGCUGCCUUACUGGAUAUUGAUUUCGGGACCUACCCCUUUGUGACCUCAUCAAACUGUACUGUCGGAGGCGUUUGCACAGGUCUUGGAGUCCCUCCAUCUCAUGUUGGCCGCGUGUAUGGAGUGGUGAAGGCCUACACCACCAGGGUGGGAGUGGGAGCAUUCCCUACUGAACAAGAUAAUGACACUGGCAAUCUGCUACAGAGCAGAGGGAGGGAAUUUGGCGUCACAACAGGCAGGCGGCGUCGCUGUGGAUGGCUGGACUUGGUUUUGGUUCGCUAUGCCCAUAUGGUUAAUGGUUUUUCAGCCAUUGCUCUGACCAAGUUGGACAUUCUUGACACAUUGCCAGAAAUAAAGAUUGGCAUAGCCUACACAGUUGAUGGAAAGCCUCUUCCCAGUUUUCCUGCCAAUAUGGACGUCCUCACAAAGGUUCAAGUGACUUACGAGACGUUCCCCGGUUGGUGUUGUAACACUGAGGGAGUGCGCAGUUUUGAUGAGCUGCCCUCACAGGCACAGGCUUACAUUCACUUUAUCGAGACUUUCCUGCAGGUGCCAGUGAAGUGGGUGGGAGUUGGCAAGUCAAGAGAGAGCAUGAUAAAGCUGUUCUGACGAGGGGAAUGGGAACGACUGAACUUCAUUUGAUGGUCUGCCAGGACAUCAAUCAUGACCGUUGGAGGACCUGAACUUUUUUUUAUGCAUCAGCGCUGAGAUUAAGACUAACCGUGGGUUUAGAAUCCAUUGAAUGUCCCACUCAAAGUGAACACCAGCAUUGUGUAUAGAGGUCAGGUCUGAGCACGUACCUAAUUGUUUCAAAGCGCAUCCCAGAACUGCUCAGAACAUACCUCUGUCAUUAACUCGUAGUUGACAUAAGUCUCUCGGAAAGCUGAUGAAAUACAGAGCUUCAGACUGAAGGGCAUCAUUUUAUUUUAUCUCCUAAAAUCAAACUUUGCACUCUGAGCAUUUAUUAAAUGAGCAUAUUCAUUGCUAUUUGGUGGAUAAAACCGAACUGAUUUUUAAGAUUGUCAUGUACUGUUUAUUUUUUUAUGUAAUCAAGUGUAAGGGGGUCAGCGCUAAUUCUUUUGUCUUUUUAAUUCAGUGUUUGUGUAUACUCUUAAGACCGGCUUGACGUGGUUUGAAAUACCAAAAGGGACCUUCACACAUAAGUCUUUGUGAUAUUAAAAGAAAAUAAUGCACUGUUAACCUUAUGUCAGCGAUUAGUGCACUCAGACACAGCGCUUGACUCCAUGAACAACAGUCACAUGCACAGAUAUACAUUGCAUUCCACCUAGUGCACACUCAUUUGCUGCUGUUUUUUGAAAAAUAAAGUGCAAAACUAA